AUGACCCAGGGCGUCUCGGAGGCUGACGGCCCCGGCUGGGGCUGGGACGGGGAUGGGGACGAAGACUGGGAUGGCGUCGUGCUGACCCUGCUGGCGCUGGCUGUGGUGGCUGCCACCGCGCUAGCUUUGCACUGGUUUGGCUCUGGGCAGGACCAGGAGGCGGCAGGUCCAGCAUCCACAGCCUCUCGACCUUCACAGGUGGGAGGACCUGGGCCAGCCCUGCCCCCGAAAUCCAAGGUUAGUGGUGGUGUCGAGGGACACAGCCCAGGGCAGGAGAAGCCAUACCCUCCAGGACGUGGCCAGGGGAGUCCAGCUGCAGCAGGGGCCCAGGAUCAGGAGCCCCCGCGAGGUGAAGGUCUGGCUGCUACAGCUACACCUCCACUCAAGACACCUGGUGAGGUGGCCAGCGGAGGGGCCUUGGGACAGCAGCAUGGUAAUGCCACUCCAGAAGCCCCCCGAGGAAAAGGAAGGGAGCCUCGCAGGCCAGGUGCUGCCCUCCUGGGUCAGAGCAAAGCAGAGGGGACAUCUGCCCCCCUCCUGAUACACUUCACCCCCCGGAGUCCUGGCGGAGAAGUGGAGGUGCAGGUAGAAGCAGGAGGCGUCCAAGCCAAGGCACCAGCUCACCAGGCCCUCGUCCACAUGGUGGAACGGGACACCAGCCCCUGGCAGCAAGGUGUGGCGUCACCUGGCUCACUGGGGAGGGGCCCAGGCAGCCGCCGAUGGCAGGUGGACCGCAGCUCAGGAGAGAGAACCUGCCGCUCCCCAAGGCUGGACCCCCUGUCCCUGGGCACUGUGGUGAGUGUGUGGGAUUCUGUGGGUGCGGCCAGCAGCCUCCCCGCAGGCUCCCAGGGGCUCCCUUUGCCCCAGGAGCUGCCCCCAUCGUACACCCUGAAGACUAGUCCCCCGACGGAUGUCUCAGAGAGGGGGCGUGGGAAGAGCAGCCCCCAAUCAGCCCCAGUCCUAGCUCUGGACUCAGGAGCCAAAGCUACUGAGAGCAGGGAGGCUGGGACCCUGGCCCCCAGGGAGUCUCAGAGGUCCCCAGCCUCCAUGGAAGGUUGGCCCUGGGUGAGGAGGGAGGUCCUUGUCACCGGGAGCUUCAGCCAGGCCCCAGGCUCCAUGGGCCUAUCACAAGAGGGGCCACAGGGGGGACACCCACUCUUGUCCCAAGGGGAGGGGACCACAGAGGCCAGCACUGUGGGUGAGGCUGGGGCUCACGGCUCUGGAGACCACCCUUUCUUCAGUUCAGGCCCUGAAGGGACAAAGGAGCAAGGGGGCCACAGUGUUAGAGAAGGGGGAGGAUCCCUGCAAGGCCAGGUGGCUAGUGGCUCUGACAGAGGGAAGCGAGCUGCAGAGGUUGGCAGCUGCAUGCCCUCCCUGAGCCCCUCCCUCACAUCCUCUCCACGCACCCCUAAACCCCUCCCGCCCACAGCACAUCCCCAUCCAGGUCUCUUACCUGCAGCUCCAACUCUUCUGAACUCCUCUCUGUCAAUCUCUUUGCCCCCCAGAGUUGGCCAGGGUCCUGCUGAGGAUGAAAAUCUCAAAGCAGCGCCAUGCCCUGCCCCAGGCCCAUCCCCUGUCACAGCUGCAGCCCCUGCCCCUGUCACAGCUGCAGCCCCUGCCCCUGUUACAGCUGUAGCCCCUGGGCCUGCUAGUGGGUCAAGGCUUGCCUCUCAGAAGCCCAGUGUGGUUCUCUGCAAGGGCAGUCAGGAGGGGCAGUUCUCAACUAGCUGGGGAAACCUUAUUUCGAUGGUUCUUAGGAGUCACCCCUUCCCCAGGCCAGAGAGGCCCCAAGGGACAGUCCCAAGGGCAGCUCCGGAGAGCCCCAGAGAGCCCAGCACUUCCACACCCUCUGAGAACAGAGAGUCUGGCUCUUCCCCUGAAGAGGCUGUCCCCAGCCGUGAGGACAGGCAUGGCUCGGCUGGACUGGUCACAGGGGCAGGCACAGGGGGCCUGGCUGAGGCUGGAGCUCGGCCACAGCAGGGCAGCACCGAGACCAACGAGGCUCCCACCGCAGGCCCUCCCUCAGGCCCAAGAGGGGAGAGGCUUGAGGAGAAACAUCCAGACUCGCUGCCACCUGGAGCUGCAGAACCCAGGGCCCCCUCACGGCCACCGGAGCAGACCCAGCCUGGCUCUGCACCCUCCCCAGUUACAAGGCAGGACUCACAGCCUGUCCCCCGGCCACGGAAACGCAGCUUGUGCGAAAUAUCCCAGAGCUCUGAGCGUGAGGCCAGCCCAGCGGCCCCAGGGCAGCACCGAGGACAGGAGCCCGGGGAGGGGCCCAGCCCUGCAGGCAGCAGGCAGGUCCUCACUGAGAAACAGAAGGAGGCCCGAAAACUCAUGGUGUUUCUGCAGAGGCCGGGGGGCUGGGGGGUGGUGGAGGGGCCCCAGAAGCCCAUGUCCUCGGCGGCAGCAGCUCUGCAGCGAUGGCUGGACCUGGGCAGCUGCCUGGAGGCACUGGCCUUUGCCCAGCAGCACGGGGACCACCGCCUGGCCCAGGAGACCUAUGCCUGGAUGAGUGACAAUCUGCUACACGUGCUGGGAGACCCGAGCCUCUACCGGCAGCUGAGUGGGGCUGACCGGGAGCGCAUCCUGAGCCUUCGGACCAGCCGGGGCCAGGCGGUGCUGGGGGUUCUCGUGCUGCCCAGCCUCUACCGGGUGAGCCGCUCAGGGCUCACAAGGGACCCUCGUGGGGUGGAAGAAACUCCCGCGGUGCGGCCCGCGCCCCCGCCUCCCCGCACGUACCUGCACGUGUUCCACCCCCGGGAGAACGCGUGGCGGCCCCUGACCCAGGUGCCCCAGGAGGCCCCGCUCCGGGGCUGCGGUCUCUGCACCCUGCACAACUACCUGUUCCUGGCGGGGGGCAUCCGUGGAUCCGGUGCCGAGGCUGUCUGCUCCAACGAGGUCUUCUGCUACAACCCUCUGACCAACAUCUGGAGCCAGGUGCGGCCCAUGCAGCAGGCGCGCGCCCAGCUCAAACUGGUGGCGCUGGACGGGCUACUCUACGCCAUUGGGGGCGAGUGUCUGUACAGCAUGGAGCGCUACGACCCGCGCACGGACGCCUGGACCUCCCGUGCGCCCCUCCCUGCAGGCACCUUCCCCGUGGCUCACGAAGCUGUGGCCUGCCGGGGGGACAUUUAUGUUACCGGCGGCCACCUCUUCUACCGCCUGCUCAGGUACAGCCCCGCGAAGGACGCGUGGGACGAGUGUCCCUACAGUGCCAGCCAUCGGCGGUCCAGCGACAUUGUGGCUCUGGGGGGCUUCCUGUACCGCUUCGACCUGCUGCGGGGCGUGGGCGCCGCGGUGAUGCGCUACAACACCGUGACCAGCUCCUGGAGCCGGGCCGCCUCCCUGCCCCUGCCCGACCCCGCCCCGCUCCGCUGCGCCGUGCUGGGCAACACCAUUUACUGCCUCAACCACCAGGUCACAGCCACCUUCACGGUCUCCGAGGGAACCGCCCAGUUCCAGGCCAAGGAGCUACAGCCUUUUCCCCCGGGGGCCAAAGGGGUCCUCUGCCCAUUCAUCCUGACGCUACCCCCCGUGGACCCGCUGCAGACUGCCCUCUGA
Messenger RNA from Mesoplodon densirostris (Blainville's beaked whale), 3564 nucleotides. It is a transcript of the gene KLHDC7B, whose product is annotated as kelch domain containing 7B. The record is from RefSeq and is a predicted model, not a curated record. NCBI's taxonomy places the organism in Eukaryota, Metazoa, Chordata, Mammalia, Artiodactyla, Ziphiidae. Bases 1 to 3564 code for a protein of 1187 amino acids. Gene Ontology annotation, molecular function: protein binding. The transcript has a single exon.